AUGGGGACACUGAUGCUAUUGCAGGAGGAGGAGAAGGAGAAGGGGGAGGAGGAGGAGGAGGCUAUUGAAGUUUCCAAACGCCAGGCAAAAGUAAGAGAAACACCAGGAAAUUCUGAGAAUUCUAUGAAGUUGGAAGCAGUUGAAACAAAGCUGCAAGACCUGAAGACAAACAUGGCCAUAUUGGGAAAAGAAGUAGCUGCCGCAAUGGUUGUUGUAGAAGCACAACAACAGAGGUUAACCCUCCAUCAUCUUAUAGCUAUGGUUGAAGCAAAGCGUGCCUAUCAUCAAAGAGUACUCCAAAUACUUGAUCAGCUUGAGGAAGAGGUUUUAUUUCCCUACCAUGGUGAGUCUGAAGUUGAAUUGAAUCUAUCAGUUGAAUUGACCCAGACCCACAAUGAGUCACAAAGCAACCCAUAA
Messenger RNA from Glycine soja, 417 nucleotides. RefSeq names its product SH3 domain-containing protein 2-like. Bases 1 to 417 code for a protein of 138 amino acids. The record is from RefSeq and is a predicted model, not a curated record. Lineage: Eukaryota; Viridiplantae; Streptophyta; Magnoliopsida; Fabales; Fabaceae. The transcript is spliced from 4 exons.